This is a messenger RNA of Stegostoma tigrinum, 6337 nucleotides long. RefSeq names its product calnexin (gene canx). Gene Ontology annotation, molecular function: calcium ion binding. The record is from RefSeq and is a predicted model, not a curated record. Gene Ontology annotation, cellular component: endoplasmic reticulum; endoplasmic reticulum membrane. Gene Ontology annotation, biological process: protein folding. The transcript has 15 exons. Lineage: Eukaryota; Metazoa; Chordata; Chondrichthyes; Orectolobiformes; Stegostomatidae. Bases 92 to 1906 code for a protein of 604 amino acids.
ACCUGACAGAUAUCCGGUGGAGCCCUCCUGGUAAUCCGGCUUGGGGAGGGGCAGGUGUGUGGUUUGGGCGUGUGCGCUGAGUUAGAGGACUAUGGAGCUGAAACUGUGGCUGGUGUUAGUGCUGCUAUUUGGUACUGCUGUAGCCCAUGCUGAAGAUGAAGAUGAAGACGAUGAUGAUACAGAUAUUGUUGAAGACGAAGAUGACGAAAACUCAGUAGAAAGCAAGACAGAGCCAAGCUCCCCACCACCACCCAAGGUCACGUACAGAGCCCCUGUUCCAAUUGGAAUUGUGAAUUUUGCAGAGUCGUUUGAUAAAGGGAUGCUGGAAGGUUGGAUUGUUUCCAAAGCUAAAAAAGAUGAUGCUGAUGAAGACAUUGCAAAAUAUGACGGAAAGUGGGAGGUGGAAGAAAUGAAGAACACUAAACUUUAUGGAGACAAGGGACUGGUUCUUAAAUCUCGAGCAAAGCAUCAUGCAAUUUCAGCUUUGCUGGAUCAACCAUUCAUAUUUGACAGCAAGCCAUUAAUUAUCCAAUAUGAAGUGAAUUUUCAGAAUGGUAUUGAAUGUGGAGGGGCAUAUAUUAAGCUGCUUUCAAAAACCAAAGACCUAGUUCUGGAAAAGUUUUAUGACAAAACGUCAUACACCAUCAUGUUUGGCCCUGACAAGUGUGGAGAAGAUUACAAACUCCACUUCAUAUUCAGACACAAGAAUCCCAAAACUGGAAAGUACGAGGAGAAACACGCAAAGCGUUCAGACGUGGACCUCAAAAGCUAUUAUACUGACAAGAAGACUCAUUUGUACUCACUAGUGCUUAACCCUGACAACUCCUUUCAAGUUUUGAUUGACCAAACUGUGGUCAACAGUGGCAACCUUCUUGAAGACAUGACUCCUCCUGUCAAUCCUCCAAAAGAGAUCGAAGAUCCAGAUGACCAGAAACCCGAAGACUGGGAUGAAAGACCUAAAAUUCCUGACCCCAAUGCAGUCAAACCUGAUGACUGGGAUGAGGAUGCUCCUGCUAAAAUUCCUGAUGAAAAUGCUGUCAAGCCUGAAGGCUGGCUUGAUUCUGAACCUGAAUAUGUGCCUGAUCCUGAUGCAGAAAAACCAGAUGACUGGGAUGAAGAAAUGGAUGGUGCGUGGGAGGCUCCACAAAUAGCAAAUCCCUUGUGUGAAAGUGCUCCUGGAUGUGGGCCUUGGAAAGUUCCGAUGAUUGAUAACCCAGAUUACAAGGGUAAAUGGAAGGCUCCAAUGAUUGAUAACCCCAACUACCAGGGAGUCUGGAAACCAAGGAAGAUUUCCAACCCAGACUAUUUUGAGGACUUGCACCCAUUCAAGAUGACUCCUAUCAGUGCAAUUGGUCUGGAGCUGUGGUCAAUGUCAUCUGAUAUCUUCUUUGACAACUUUAUUGUUUGCUCUGACAAGGCGGUGGUUGACCAGUGGGCGAGUGAUGGCUGGGGUCUGAAGAGAACAGCUGAGGGGAGUGCCGAGUCGGGAGUAGUUGGACAGUUGAUGUCAGCAGCUGAGGAACGCCCGUGGCUUUGGAUUGUCUACAUCCUCAUCAUUGCCUUACCUGUGUUCCUGGUCAUAGUAUUCUGCUGUACUGGAAAGAAAGAUGCUGCUGCUGAAUACAAGAAGACUGAUGCCCCACAGCCUGAUGUGAAAGGGGAAGAGGAAGAAGACCAGAAGGAGGAUGAGGAGCUGAAAAAGGAGGAGGAAGGAGAAGAAAAGACAAAUGAAGAGAAACAAAAGAGUGAUACGGAGGAUGCUACAGAAAAUGCAAACCAGGAGGAGGAGGAGGAGGAGGGGGAGGAGGAAGAGGAUGAUCAGGUGGAGCAGAGAAAGGAGAAAGGGGCACCAGAGAAGUCAAGUGCUGAGCAGGUUGAAAAGAAAGAUGACUCAAGUACAAAUUGAAAACAAUGGGAAGAGUGAGCUGUUUCCUGUCAUAAUUUUGUUUGGGCAACACUUGCGAUUUCUAAAGAGAGACCAUCUUCACUGGAUUUACAGAGUUGAACUUUUAGAGGAUUUCGUGAGAUAAUUGUUGUGUGCAAAAGAAAACCCUACACAUCAUACUGACCAAACACUAAAUAGACCAGGUUAUUGUACAUUUUCAGCAAGGACUGUAAUCUAAAUUGAAAUGUACUUUAUAUAUAAAAGAUAUAUAUUAUAUUUAGCAAAACAAUUCCUGCUCAUUGGUACAAGUCCUCUAAAUUCUUAAAUUAUUAAACUAGUGCCUGGUAAUCUUCAAUUGGAUUUUAGACUUACUAAAUUAAAGUCAAAAUGCUCAGUGUAGGUAGACCCAACAUGGAAGCAAGACGAGUCUUGUAAAUAAGGCAAACUGAUGGGAUGGGGCCUGUAUACCAUCAGUGCUUUUGUUGGCUUUAAGUACAAACUUUCCUGGAUUGGCAAAUAAAUCAUUUCCCCAAAACUCAUUGAACAAAUUUCUGUAUUUGGCAAAAUGUCAUAAACCUUCUAGUUUUUUUUAUCUUGAGGCUCUCUUUUGAGGUGGAAUGAGUGUGGAAGUGAGCGGGAAUAGUUUCUGUUGUACAUCAUAAUUUAUCUCGAACUUUUCCUGCUGUGUCUCAUGGGGAGCAAAAAAAACUUAGCUUUUUAACAAUACUCACCCAAACUAACUCUGCAGUUUUCACGUUGCUGUCUCCCAUUCUUCUGCCUUAAAUAAAGGAAAUAGUAAUUUUUUUAAACGAUCACUUUCCAAGUUGAUAGCUGAGCAAAUGACCAGUGAGGUAGAUGAGGGGAAAGCUCUAGCACAAUUUAGGUUUUUCUGUAGGUUUAAUUUUCCUACUUUUUCCACUCUUCCUUCCUAUCGAUACCCAAUUGGCUCACUACUACAAUUUGUGUCUAAAAGAUUUUCCCCAUAAAUUGAUAUUUUUGCAGCUUGCUGUUUGUGGAUUUUGUUCUUUCAUCUUUUCCAAAUACCUAUUUCCUUGACUCUGUUGAAAUAAAAACUUAUAUCAUUGUUAAUGUUACUUUGUCUAUUUUGGCACCCUACCUGCCCAUAAACUUACAGAAUUAGGUUGGUUAGGAACUAAAAACCCUGCAAUCUCUUGAAGUGUACUUUUGAAACAGAUCUAAUAUCCUAAAACACUUUGCUUUCUGACCUACUGAUUUGUAUAUUUUCAGUGAGAUGUGAUAGUAAUGGCUGCAAAUAAAUGCUGUUUUAUAGGAUAAUUUUAAAAUCCUGACUUCCUUUUUUAAGCACAUGGUAGUCAGUGGCCAAUUGUAAUGUUGCACCACAACUGGACUCGCGCAAGCAUUGGAAUCUCACUUAUCCAAAGGGAGGGUAGAAAGCUUGCAGAUGGGAACUUUUAAUUACUUUCCAAGCAUGUCCAGGAUGAUUUCAAUUCAUAUUGGCUCACUAUAUAGCUGAGCUGGUUAGUUGUUAAGGUAAAGACAUUUCUGCUAAUUCUCCACACUGUCCAAAUGCAGCUCCUUUUCUUGGCAAUGUGUUGGCACUGAUAGCUUUUGCUUAGAGCUGCAUGACCUUUUUGCUAAGCUAUGCACAUGGCCAUUGGUCAAGUAAUUGACAAGAGGGUGUGAUUGAGCUUGAGAGCAUAAUCCUUCCUGUUGUACUGCCUUUUGAAGUUUGAAUUGAGGUAUAUUUUGGAUGGUUGUGGAGUUAUUGCUCAUGGAAUCUAAUGUGUGCUGUAAUUGCUCAAAUAAUACAUGACUAAUUUCAAAUGGUAAUGUGUUCCAAAUGUCAAUGGUGAGUUUGAACACAUUAUUACUUAAUCAUUGAUUCUCUGAUAUUAUAACCUUUAACUCUAGCCGUUGAUUUCUUCUGAAUUAUGCCUGUGUGGGCUUUACCUGGUUAAAUGUUUAGUUCCACAUUUGGGCCUUUGAUAAUUAUGCAAACAAAGCAAGACAAUAGGUAUACUUUACACAUCAUUGAGUAGGAAGGGAUCAAAUAAAACUCCAGUCCUCAGUGUAGGGGUUUUAUUUUUUAAGGGAACUAUUUUCCAUUGUCCUGAAUGUUUGCUUUUUGUGGAAAUCUUUAAUCUUUGAAGCACUGUACAAGGCAGAAGAGAGUUUAGAGAAGGAGCCAACAAUGAGAAAGCACUGAAAGUAUCUAUCAAACUUGCAGUAUUUAUCUUGUAGUACUGUUAGGUGUGAGUAUAUUUAAUCCCAUAGCAACUGAUGUCAUUUUCAUUGACUAUAUUGUACUCUUGUCUUUAGUCAGUUUCUUUACAUGUCAUAGGGCAGACCUGUGCCUCAGUGACAUCUCUCAAAUAGCAAAUAGAUGAAUGACCAGUUAAUGUUUUCUUUACUGUAACAGAAAAAGAUCCAAAUUCAGUGACACCACAACCAAGCAACCAAUUUAGUAAGGUGGUUCUUGUAACUCAUGUCAUGAAAAAAAACUGUACUAAAAUUUUUUUCCUCUGUAUUUUGGGAGAUAAACCCAUCCAGAUCUUGUACCCAUUUUCUCACAAACAUAAUUUUAAGUGUUGCUAGUGACAGUAAAAUUGCACUUGUACAUGAUUUGUUCUGCUAUACCUUGGAAUUGGAAUCAUUUUUUUAGUUGGAUGGUUAAGUUUGAUUGGAGCAAUUUCCCUUCAACAACCCCACACCGCCUUCCCAAAAAAAAGUGUACUGAAAUAAUUCCUUAAUGGGUGUAGGACAAAGGCUCUCUAAGUGCAAAUCAAAGUGACCAUCUCAUUCUGAAAGCAGUGCAAAUCCUCAGACACUGAUUUGGAUCCCCUCAAAUUUUUUGGUAUUAAUCUUUUGGAUAAAAAUAAUAGAUCUGCUAUACUUUAUUUUUGGAUAAACCCUAAUUAGCACAGCAAGCAAGAAGGCCAUAAUAUGUAAUAUAAAUAAAUUUGAUGGCAGGUUUGUGGGAGAGUCAGUACUUGUAAAUGGAUGUGCAUACACAAAUCUACAAAGAAGGCUGCAUAAUGCCCUGCCAAAACAAACUCUGUGGUCUUUGUGCUCCUUAACGUUUUCUGCUAGCCAUGUUCUCUUGCACUGAAUUCGCAAAUAUUUUCUUGCUGCUAUUGCUGUUGAACCGAUUUUUGAUUUUGAAGAAGUGUAUGAAGGUACAUUGACAGGAUGACUGUGUAGCCAGUGCCCCUGAUCCAUCUCUCUUUCUCCCACCAACCCCCCAAAAAAACAACUCUUGGCUGGGCUUCCUAAAUAUUCUAACUUCCUAAUUUGAUUCAAUUUUGUUUGUUUGCUUUAUUGAACUUUUUUUUGGAUGAAGCUUAUUAAAUGAGUUACUGCAUGUGAGCUCUCAUUUUUGAUGGGAUAAUCCAGUUGAAGUGGGAACACUGCACUGCCACAAUUUAUUGGAAUACUGAUGUGUUUUGUUUUCAGUUGAGAAAAUAUGGCAAAUGUGGCCUUUUUCUAGUUGCAGUGUGCUUGCAAUAAGAAGCCUCUGGAGCCUACUCAAGAUUUUGUGUAGAAUAACAAAACAAAAAUCCAUGGUCGACUCAGGACCCCAGCUGAGAAUCUUGCUGGCUUUUCCGGAAUGUGAUGAGCAACGCAACCAUGUUAUUUUUCUUCCCUGUCCCUGAUGUAAAGCUUUUAUAAGAACCUUGAUUCCCUUGAGGGUGGUGUGCUAAUCACCAUGGCAGUAGCUAACUGUGGUAGAAAUGAAAGUUUGUAAUGGUAACCAAACCAUCUUUCUGCUAUUGCAGCCUGUAGCAGAGUAUCAACAGGCACUGGUGCUUUCCAAUUAAUGUAUGUCCAAGUAAUAAUUACAGAAGGAAAUUGUUGACAGUGGUACAGUAACAAGAUAAUUUUAUUCCUUGUUUUUGCUAUGAUUAUGCUUUUUGCAUACUAACAUGUUGUAAGAGAAGUCCUUUGUUCCUGUGCUGGUAGAUUUAUCAGUAAGUUUCAAGUGACAAAUUGACCAUUCUAGUUAAUACUGCUCCAACCCAUUGCCAGUCAAAGACUCACCCAAACAUCCAAGUGGGGAAAAUUUCACUGAAGUAAAUUUAAGUUGUUAUUAAAAUAUGCUGACUGAUUUUUAACUUAUCCUGUUAUUAAAUGUUCACUUAAUGUUAUGUUGUGCUCUGAUGUUCAAUGUUUUGUUUAAAAAAAGCUCACUUUGCCAUCUUUUAAAUGGUCUUCACCCUGUUCAGAGAAUGACCUUCGAGUAGUCUAGACACACUCUUAACCAAUUGAUUUGUAGGUAGCACAUAAAGGACCUGUCUUUCAACAGAGAUACUCCUGAGCUUUAAAGAGCUGAUUUGUGUAGAGAAUUUGGAGUGUCAAACAACAUUGACUUGACUCCACCUGGGGUCAAAUUGUUUAAGUACUUCUCUUCCAGAAAUGUAAAUGCAAAAUUGUGAAAAUUGUUUCCUGCAACUUAAAAAGCAAAAAUUAAAA